Molecule: messenger RNA, 1045 nt
Organism: Aspergillus steynii IBT 23096
Lineage: Eukaryota; Fungi; Ascomycota; Eurotiomycetes; Eurotiales; Aspergillaceae
Exons: 1
Coding region: 158-814 (218 amino acids)
Source: RefSeq, a predicted model, not a curated record
CACCUCGACUCUUCACCUACUCUACUCACCUCACUGUCCACCUCACUGUCCACCUCACUGUCCACCUCACCACUAUCUUCGUCUCUUCUAGCAUCACUCAACUCUCUUCAGAGUUCAACCGCAAAGAUUCUCUCCAUCACAACCAGUCCCAUUCACAAUGAAGUACACCAAGCCUUCAUCGGGCGGAAUAUACCCAUUCCAGCCCUGGAGCCAGAACGGAUCCAGCAUCAGAUCCUCCCCCAGUGAGGCAUCUCCCACCAUGCAACAUAUCGCCUUCAGCUUCGGCAGCGCCUCUGAAUGCUCUCCCAUCUCGAUGCCCCCGCCGCCGCCGCCUUCUCCCAGCGACAACACCCUGACCGACAUCACUCCUCGCAAAUGCUCCUUCUCCAGCGGAUACGGCAUGAGCAACAACUCCUGUGCUUUCCCCUCCUGGCCCAACCGCCCUUCUCUCAUCAGUGCCGACUCCGAAGGCUCGACGGCCAGCGCCUACAUCUCGGACGAGGAUCUCUACUUCGAACCCAUUGCCUCGGUCGAGUCGGCGAUUGACGAGGAGUCCGCCGCCCACGACCCCGCCAUGGGAGGUCCCGACAUGACGACAGAGCAGCAGAUCCAGGCGAUGCGCGCUGCAGCCGAAGAGGAAGCCCACCGUGCUCGAUUCCUGGCCCAGGUCCAAGCCCAUGCACGAGCUCAGCAGGCCCUACGAGUGGCCCAGCUCGCGGCGGUGGAGCGAGAGAAUGCGAAACGCAAGAAACGCAAGGCCAUUCCUGACCGAAAGCGACGCGCGACCUCCUCUUCCAAGAGCUCCCGCGCGUAAAAAAACACAAAAAACAGGAAUCUAAAAGCCACACCGAUUAUCUAGUGGGCGCUAGAGUGACUCACGACAGUUAUCGAUCAUUAUCAUGCAUACCCGAUCCCCCCACUUUCUUCACCCCACGCUUUUCGCUUUUUCUUUUUCUUUUCCUUUUUCUUCCGGUGUAUCUUCCGUCAGAAGAAAAGAGGAGAGCUAUCAAGUGAUCGGCGGUGUUUCCGACAGCUUCGUUUUUCC